This is a messenger RNA of Lingula anatina, 2026 nucleotides long. RefSeq names its product cardiolipin-specific deacylase, mitochondrial. The record is from RefSeq and is a predicted model, not a curated record. NCBI's taxonomy places the organism in Eukaryota, Metazoa, Brachiopoda, Lingulata, Lingulida, Lingulidae.
UUGGGUCAAGAUGGAGGGGUUCACCCUGGUGUUUGGUGAAAAUCUGUGAAAAGUUUUGAAAAUAAAGCUUUUCAAUACAUGCAUCUUUCAUCAGUUGCAGUUAUUUUUGCAUACUGGUGAGAAUGAUGAGCUGGUUAGACCAUACAGUAAGACGGGCCAUCCCUUUAAAAUUUUUCUACAAAGGGUUCGGCAAACCUGAAAGUCUUAAAAGAAUGUUACUUUUCAGACUAGAAUUAUCUGACAGGGAGAAAUGCAUAAAACUUGUAGACAAAAACCAUCAAGUUAAUAUUAACAAAAAAUAUGAGACAGGAAGUCUUCUUGUCUUUGAUGGUCAUUUUACAUCACCAUUUCCACAUCACUUGCCUGGUCUUCUGCCCAAGGAAUCUGAGAUAGCUCGGUUUCAAAUGAUUUUGCCGAAGAAGUGGAAAACAAACAACAAGCCAGUGUGUAUUAUGUUGCCACAAACUGGAGAUCAUAGUUAUGUAGUGAGGAGGCAAAUCAUGUCUAAGCCCUUGGCAGAACAAGAUGGCAUAGGAUCCAUAUUGCUGGAAAUGCCAUUUUAUGGGUCCAGAAAACCUCCAGAACAGAAGCUUUCUCAUCUGCAGUAUACACUGGACCUUUUUGUGAUGGGAGGAGCAUUGAUUCUUGAGUGUCUUGUACUUGGCAACUGGCUGGAGAGAGAGGGGUAUGGCCCUUUGGGUCUUUAUGGAGUAUCUCUGGGCGGAUAUAUGGCUGCAUUAGCCGCCAGUAAUUGGCCCAAACCAAUUCCUUUGGUGUCUUGUCUCUCUUGGAGUACAGCAUCAUCUGCAUAUACUCAGGGUGCAUUAAGCAAAGCUCUACGCUGGAAUCUGCUAAAGGAGCAGUAUAGUGCCAACAGUAUUUAUAAAGAUCUGUGGAAUAUAAUACAAUCACCAGAGAAGCUGAGGAGAAAUUCAGCACAAAUACUCCAGUCAGAUACAGAGUCCCUUAAAACACAGACAGCAUCUGAGACUCUCAACACGAAAAGAAAAGGAAAAUUUUACAAUCUAGAUGAACAGACGAGAGACUUUAUGGCUGGACUCAUGGACCACUGCACUCAUUUGGGAAAUUACAGUGUACCUGUUGAUCCCAGCCUGGCCACCUUCGUAGUGGCCAAAAAUGACCAGUAUAUACCCAGGGAUAGUGUCUGUAGUGUUGAGGAGGUGUGGCCGGGGUGUAAGAUCAGAUAUAUUAACGGUGGACACUUGUCUGCUUCAGUUGCAUUUCAUAUAUACAGACAAAUCAUUAAGGACACCUUUGACCAGCAGAUGACACAAUAUGAUACUGUUAACAACAGCCAAGGAAUAAAGCUGACAUGAAGGGAACUGCAGACUUGCCAUUUUGAAAUUAAUUCUACAUCAGAUAAAAAAAGGGAGAGAUUGUAUUUGUUGACAACACCUUAUUUUAUUUAUCUAUUUAUUUAUUUAUUUAUUUUAUUUUAUUUUUUUUUUUUUUGGGGGGGGGGGGACAAUUACCAUGAAAUAUUUCUCAGGUCAAGUCUUUUAUGAUGAGUGUGAAAACUUAUCUUUGUCUUCAGAGUAAUUAGAUGGCUGAAAUAGAAGAAAUGGUAAAUGAAAUGGUAAAUUGGUAAAUGAAAAAAAAUGUUUUUUUUUCUACAAAAAUUCUGUUUGGCUAAAAUGAUAGUAAAUGGUAAGCAAAAGCAAAGAGUAGUAAGAGUGAACUUAACAUUUUUAGUACUGGAUGCUCUAAAAAGCUACAAACUAUGCACAGGUGUGCCCUCUCUUCACUGACACAAUUCUUGUUAAAAGCAUGUUUUCUUUCUCAGUUUAGCAUGUAUUUUAUGAGACUAGGUAUUUUUUGGUGGAGUGACUUAUCUCCCUCCUGAAAGAAUUCAGUGGAGAAAUCCACAGCUGUGCUCAGUAAUAUAAAGUGUGAUAUUUUACUGCAUUUGUAUCAACAUGCACAUAGGAUAUUUAUUUUUUACUGAAUGACUUUUACAUCAGGUAUUGAUAAAGUGGUGCCUAAUAAAGAACAGCUGUUUUGUUUA